AGGGAAUAAACAAAAAAAAAUGUCUACUGAUUAUCCUUCAAAGUUUCCAAUCGCGUUGUUUUUAUUUCGUUUUUAUACAAAAUAACAACAAACAACAUGACCAAAGUCGCAGACAAUGUGAACCCCGAUGUCUACGAAAAGGGCUCCGAGCGAGAAAUCACUUCCACAGACCAGGAUGAGGAUGUUACCGACGAGUUUGACGAAAGAGAGAUUUUCGAUUUAAUUCGCAACAUUAAUGAUCCUGAGCAUCCGUUGACUCUGGAAGAACUGCACGUGGUGGAGGAGAAGAAUAUAGUGGUUAACAAUAAAGAGAAUACAGUAGAUGUGUCCUUCACGCCGACAAUUCCACAUUGCAGUAUGGCAACAUUGAUAGGUCUAUCAAUCCGAGUCCAGCUGCUCCGAGCGCUACCGAGCCGGUUCAAGGUAACAGUGUCAGUAUCGGAAGGCACGCACAUGUCGGAAGACGCGGUCAACAAGCAGCUGGCCGACAAGGAGCGAGUGGCGGCCGCUUUGGAGAACAAUAACCUUGUACAGAUUAUCAAUCAGUGCAUCGCUGUUAAAUAGGUAGUCUUGAUAAUAAAAACUAUGUAUAUAUUUUGACCUUGUAAUUCUGUUAAGAUUUUUAUAGGACUAUACACUAUUGUUUGAUUUGAUACACUAUUGUUAGUAUCAAUAGAGUAUAAUACCUAGGGGCGUAGUGCGACUAUCUAGGGGUAAUACAAGUGCUAGUGAGCAGCAUCGAUUUUAAAUAGUUCUUUGUAAAUCUUGUAUCAUAGCACUUGAUUUUCUCUGAUUGACAGAUGCACGUAUACAAAAGAAAGAGAAGCGGGAUGGUAGGCUUACCUUUUCUUUUAAAUACUACGAUUAGAUCCAAAGACAUAAUAUUUUUUAAGGGUUCUUUUUAUAUUCAUAAUUGUUAUGUUCGAAAUAACAAUUAAUUGUGUAUAAAUAAAACACGCUAAGUAGCUGUUGUCAGUGUUGUGUAUUGGCGGUAAAAAACAAAGUGAAGUAAUGUCACAUGUCACAUUAAGUGUCAACAUGAAGCCACAGACUAUACACAUUUUAUCUAUUAAUAAAGUGAGCAAGUACUAGGCCAAUAUAUAACAAUAAUAUUUGUUUUUUACCCUAAAAAACUUAACUACGUGUAGCAUAGCCAAAUGAGAAAAAUUCCAUAUAAAUUAGCUUGUUAGUUUUAUGCCGCCAACCCAUCUCAUACAAAGCAGGAGAUUGGGCUGCUGACGGCAAUAGAUAUUACCACUCUGUCCUGUUUCUUCUCAUGUAUUAUUUUUACACGUUACUCUUUUGUAUGUUUGGAUUUUAUGUGUUUGCCGAAUAAAUGAUUUCUUUCUUUCUUGUAUGAGCGAAACAAACGAUAUGUUUAUUCUGUCUCUUGGAUCCAACCAAAGUCGGACAAAAGUACUCCCCAUGUCUGUCCGUACAAACGCGAUAAACUGAAACAACUAGCAAAUGGAUUUUUGUAUGGCUUUCACCAAAUUGUGUGAGUAAGGUUUAAGUGUCUAAUUUAUUGUGAUUUUACCAGAGCAAAGACGGGACCUGCUGCUAGUUUAGUAUAAAGUAUCUUUCAUCUAGAUACAAGUAUUAAAAUAAAACCCAUGUAAAUAUUAUUACUGUGUGUACAAGGAGGAUGAUUUGAUCACAUCUAGCUGGAAUGUGGUUGGUAUUCUGCUCUACGCGAUAAAUUUUUAGCCAUAGUGCCCGUGUGUAUUGGAUUGAUGAACAUAUGUGUUGAGCAGUCCAUUAUCACAUAUGGCUAAAUCCAUUUAUAUCCAUUGUGGACAUGCAUUAUGAAAGCUAGAAAAGUUUAUAUUAGAGAUCCCCCACGAGGCUGACAUAGUCACACAAAGUAGAUAUAAAGUGAACUGAAGGCUUGUUAAUAUAUUUGAAAAAAACAAUUUAAUAAAAGUAAGUUAUAUUUUUGUUCAUGAUUGUGUUACAUUAUAAUUAUAUUUUGUGUUAAUAAACUAGUAAUUUACAUCA
Messenger RNA from Plodia interpunctella (Indianmeal moth), 1998 nucleotides. It is a transcript of the gene galla-2, whose product is annotated as galla-2. Gene Ontology annotation, biological process: iron-sulfur cluster assembly. The coding region runs from base 97 to 564 and encodes 155 amino acids. NCBI's taxonomy places the organism in Eukaryota, Metazoa, Arthropoda, Insecta, Lepidoptera, Pyralidae. Gene Ontology annotation, cellular component: cytosolic [4Fe-4S] assembly targeting complex. The transcript is spliced from 2 exons. The record is from RefSeq and is a predicted model, not a curated record.